UCCUGAUGGUCACUCUCGUUAAUUUUUUGACAGAAGUGGUCGAUCGAAAUUUUAUUUUUGGGUGUCACCGUUGAAAUGGCUACGGCAGCCGACGACACACCAGACGCAUCGAAUGCGAAUAACAGUGAAAAUGAGGAAGAUAAAAAUUCUGCGAACGGUGCGUUUGAUUGCAACAUAUGUUUUGAUCCAGCAAAAGAUGCUGUGAUCAGUAUGUGCGGCCAUCUGUUCUGCUGGCCUUGUCUCCAUCAGUGGCUUGAAACCAGGCCUCGUCGACAAGUAUGUCCUGUAUGUAAAGCUGGAAUUUCUAAAGACAAGGUUAUUCCUCUGUACGGGAGGGGAGAUUCGAAGCAAGAAGAUCCUCGACAGAAACUCCCUCCCAGACCGCCCGGCCAACGUUCGGAACCCGAAACACAGAGUGGUUCUUUCGGAGGAUUUGGUUUCGAUGGAGGUUUCCAAAUGUCAUUCGGGAUUGGAGCGUUCCCAUUUGGAUUCUUCACUUCAUCUUUUAAUUUUGGUGACCCACGCCCUCCAGCUCGCAUAGGAAACUUGGCUGUAGUUAGUUUUGAUGAGACUGCGCAUAGGACGUUAUUCGCAGAAGAGGCGCCGCUUUUCAUUAAUUUUGGACGAGAAGAGCAAUUCCUAUUCCCAGGUUAUUGGACAUUGCUGCCAAUUUUUGAGAGCACUGAUCGCAAGCUGAAGAAUAGCACACGUUCAAUUCUGUUCUUGGGUGAGGCAAAUUCGGAGGUUUCAUGGAGUGGGCUUGGUGCCUUUUUGAAGAGCGUCGAUCUUGAUGAGAAGAUUAUUCUUUCCAAAUGCGCUGUUGAUCGUCGCUCCACUGUGAUUCAUCAUUAUUCUUCUGAAAAGCUUGUGUAUCCUAUCCUUCGAUAUGGGUUAUUGAUAUCCAGGCCUGCAUUCGACUCGCUUUUGUUGGCUCUACGUCGAGAAGCGCCGCGUGAUGCUUUUUCCAUCGACGCAGGGUAUGAAUUCGCAGCGUUUGCGAAAGGAAAAGCCGGCUUAGUGGUGACAGCAGAUGAGAGAUUCUGUGCUAUACAUGAAGCCUCUGAACGCUGUGCUGUGAUUUCGGGUCAUCCACAAAUGAGCUCCUGUAUCUGUAGCAGCGGCGCUGGAAUCUGCUCAGAUAUAUACGUUGCUGUGAAGACUUUUCAUGGUCAUCAUGCCACGAGAGUGCCUAUUUUGAAAAGAACAUGGGUGCCUUUCAUUACUGGUGGCAUUGGAUUCUUCAGUGAUAUUGAUGACCCGGAAGUGCCAACGAUCGAACAGAGAGUACCAAAUACGCUGAAAGGUCAUUGUUCCAAAACCUUGGAUAUCAUUAAUUAUUUUGUUGAAAAUCUGAAGGAGUAUUUGUGGCUAUUUGUUGUUGACGAUGACACUCUGUUGAGCCCCCGAAGAUUAUGUUCGAGGGUCCAACAGCUUGAUCCAUCGUCACUUAUUUCACUUGGUCAACGAUACGGAUUUUCGGUCAACGUGAGAAAAGGCCGUAUGGGCUACAAUUAUUUGACUGGUGGGGCUGGUAUUUUAUUGAGCCGAGCUGCUGCUGUUGCGUUGCUGAAGUUGGGUUGUGCGUGCCAAAAUGCUGACGAUCCGGAUGACAUGAUACUCGGUGCUUGCAUGACUGCUGCUGGAGUAACUGUACUUCACUCUGACUCAUUCCAUCAGGCUCGUCCUGUGGAUUACCCUGAAGAAUACUUGAUGGGAGAGAAAGCUAUUACUUUCCAUAAGUUCGAUGGAAUUGACGCCGUUUCUCCCGAAGUCGUGUUCUCUACUUGGCUCGAUUGUUCGACACUGAAUGUCGGCAAGCAAGAACUGUAGUUGUGUCGAACAAGAGUUUCUCAGCAUAUGCUUGAGCUAGGACGGUACAGUAUUCCUCUUUUGAUGAAACAAUGUUUUUUUUACUCGAGACGUUGGAUGACAUAGACAAUUAUUGAUGAAUGCAAUGUGAGCGGGCUUCUACGUUGCGUAAUUUCACUCGUUUGAUCGGUGCUACUUGAUUGGAUUGCCGUUAGAAAUAUAUUCCCAGCUUUUAUUAGGAAAUCAUUCGUUUUUUCCUUCGUGAAUUGAAGUGAUCGAAUGUUGAUGUCGGCGUGGCUACCGUUUUUCUGUUGGAAAUGUUUGGGGAAAUAAAAUGCUUUUGUUUUGUCGAUGAAA
Molecule: messenger RNA, 2166 nt
Organism: Notodromas monacha
Lineage: Eukaryota; Metazoa; Arthropoda; Ostracoda; Podocopida; Cyprididae
Source: the annotation of a GenBank genome assembly